Fomitopsis serialis is the source of this 1917-nucleotide messenger RNA. RefSeq lists its product as uncharacterized. NCBI's taxonomy places the organism in Eukaryota, Fungi, Basidiomycota, Agaricomycetes, Polyporales, Fomitopsidaceae. The transcript is spliced from 3 exons. Bases 1 to 1917 code for a protein of 638 amino acids. The record is from RefSeq and is a predicted model, not a curated record.
AUGGCACCCUACUUUGCUAGUUCACCUCACCCUGAGCCGCCGACGCGGGCAAGCCUCGCUGAGGCUCGCCGUGAGCUCACGGCGCAGCAGCAGUCUGUCCAGGCGCUGUCCGACCGAAUCUGCGCAGCCGAGGAAGAGCUCGCGCGCACAGUUGCGAUUGCGCAGAGCGCGAUCCGUGAGCUGGAGAAGGAGCGCGACGAGCUUCAGGAGCACGUUGCACACACGCUCGCGUAUGUGGCUCCGAUCCGCCGUCUGCCGCACGAACUGCUGCGGUACAUCUUCCUGCUGAACUUCGACGAGUACCCGUGCUGCGCAUGGGUCCUGUCCGCGGUAUCCGUGCUGUGGCGGAGGCAGGUGCUGUCCAUGCCGAUGAUGUGGUCCAAGAUCCGUCUUGUUACAACACAGUCAACAUCCGCGGAUACUGUACGGCUGUGGCUGGAACGCUCGGGCUCUACAGUCCCACUGGACAUUGAGAUACUUCUCCGUUCGCACCCCUCUUCUCCGGGCGAAACUCCACCCCGGCGCCGCAUCUCGCCUCCGGCGCACUCUGUGUCGGACUGGGGCUGGAUACCGCCACCGCCUACCCCAACUCAAGGCGGGCUGGGCGGUGCGGCGACGUACAUCAUCCAACCUCCACCAAAUAUUACACUCUUCCAGCCGCCUCCAACAUUAGGUGCCACGGCCCCUAUAGUGCAGCAUGGACACGGCGGAGCGACGGUACACGCACACGACGAUCUCUGGGGCAUGCCUCCGCUUGUGCCCGCAGCGGCCUCGGGUUCGAGCGAGCGAGAGAAACUGUCGAACCACCAGCGGAACAAGAAGAACAUGCACUGGGGCCACAUCGCGUUUUUCUACCUGGUCGAGCAGAUGCACCGCUGGCAGCGAUUUGUGUUCCGCUUUGAGAAGCAGUUCACGUCCGUCGCCGCGCUCAGGGCUAUCGAAGGCGAGUGUGACGCGCCUCUGCUGGAGGAGUUCGAAGUGUCAGCGGCAGAGCCAGCAUUCUACGGCGACUGGAAGUGGCUGCCCUCGGCGCCGUCCAGCAUGGCUGUCGAUAUCGGCAACCUCACAUCACUGACUCUGAACAACGUCCCGUUCAAGUGGUCGUCGCCGAUGCUGCGAAAUUUGCGCUCGCUCUCUAUCCGCACGCUGCCGACGAUGCACCCCGCUCUGGAUCGCGUGAUGUUCAUGGUCACAGCAAAUCCACAGCUGGAGUCGCUCUCGCUGCACUUCAGCUCGCCAAACCCGCCCGUGCUCCCGCUCACGCCGACUGUACUACGCGAUCUCAAGUCACUGACGCUCGGUGGACACUAUCUCCUGUCGAGCCUCGCGGAUGCCCUCGUCCUGCCGUCACUAGAAGCGCUCGUCCUGGACAUUGACGCACGCGAGCCGAUCGAGGAUACCGUCUCGGCGCUGCUCGCGCGCUCGAACAACCCGCCGCUCACACGACUCUCCCUGAGCUACACGCUCUGCUCGGGGUCGAGCUCGUUUUACUACGGCGGCGGUGCGGGCGUCGCGACGUGGCACUUCCUGAGCGAGCUCGACCACCUGCGCACGCUCCAAGUCGGCGGGGCGCCGUUCGAGCCGCUGCUCACUGCGCUCGGCGCCACCGACGACGAUGCACAAGUGCCCUCGCACAUGCAGGCGCAGGCGGAGCACUGGGUCUGCCCGAAUUUGACCACGCUCGCGCUGCGCGGUUGCCACGCUCACACGGACGGCGUGCACAAACUCGUGCAGAUGGUCGAGGCGCGCAACCCCGACAUGCAGGCUAAUGCCACCGCGGCGGGUCUUGGGCUUGGCCCCGCGCGCCUGCGCCAUUUAGAGCUGCAUGACUGCGCGACCCUUGGGCCGGACGUACUCAAGUGGCUGAAGAGCAGGAUCGAGGUGGUUUUGUGCACGGAGCCCGCGUUCGAGGGGUGA